CACAGUGCUUACACCCUUGAGCCCAUACAACUGCUAUUACUAUCUGCCGACGGCGCCUACAACAAGGCCCAGACACCCAGCGCGUACAGAGGUGUAUGUCGUUGGGUACCAUGUGGGGAAGCUGUCUCCCAAAGCUGCACGCUCGUCUACUCAGCCACGCGGCAUCUCGAUGAUAAAGCAUCCAGGCACACGAAAUCCAGGCAUACAGUCCUUGUAGAGUCUUUUUUAGGGGCCUGGGUUACAUUAGAUGAGACCAAAGGAUACUCCGGACUCGUUCUUGGGUUUACCAAGAACCAUGGAAAUGCCUGCCGUGAUGCUCUCCUUCCAGUUUUGAGCCUCUAUCCAAGACUACUCGGCCACUCUAGAUCAUGGUGGGUUGGAUGCCGAAGUUUCCCUGACGAUCAAGUCAGGCGAGCCAGUACAUUUUCGUCAUCGGCUGGGUUUUCCUGCGCCUUGUUUAUGUAACUACUAUGCCAACUUCAAAGCUCAAAGCAUCGCCACUGGUGCUGUCACAACAUCCUGGCUGAGGUGCAUGCGUCCCCUUGCCGAGUCACCCCUAGAACAAGCUACUAAGAUAGUCAUGGAAGCAUAUAAGACCACUGUGCUCGCUGGGUCAAGCCAAUUUUCUCAUCACAUUCCAAAACAUUGCUUUCAUUGCCAGCACACUUACCCCCAACCAUAUUACCCAAUACACCAUGAUCCCACAGCCUUUGGACAAGAUACAGUCGAUCGAAUUUCCCCAUCAUCUGUCCCACAACUCCCCUCCCACUGAAUCGAUAAUAUCUUUCUAUUUUGACGAACAGAUAUCAUCCCAUGAAAAUGUUGACCAGGAACCUACCUCUGAAGCAGGAAUGCUCCAACCAGAAAAGACUGCACCUCCAAAUGACUAUUCCCGAAAGCGUUCGAACACGACAGAUGCUUCAAACUCACCAAAGAAACUGAGAACGCCUAGCGAAUUAGCGAGGGAACCUCCACCUGAGACUGAAUCCAAAACCACCGACGCAGCUUUGGGAAAGGUUAUUGAAAAAGAGCCCGAAGCAAUAGCAAACUUCCAGGCAAUUGUUUCUGCCGACGCACGUGUCAGCCAUGACAUCUUCGCAAAUCAGACAGUGAUUCUCGAGGAAUCCGGAGCAACCCCCAGUUGCGAGUCUACUUCUGGUGAUACGAUUGUCAAUACGCCUGUUGAAGCCUUUCCAGAGCUUGGAUAUCGGACAGAAAGCCAAUCUGAUCCGUCAGUUGAGUCCAACGAAAGCGUUUCACCACACGAUGAUACCAAACUUCCAGUGAGCACAGGAGCAUGGUCUGAAGGUGCUACUCCUUCUGUUGGAAGUCAUGUGGAGCGAAGCCUAACUACUCAACUGAACAACGACCUUGUCGGACCAGAGCCCGUCGAAGCCAUUGGAGUAGCACUAUCGACUAGCCAGAAAUUGGGGACUUGGGCAAAUCCAAUCCCUGUUAUAGACGACAAUAACGACGGAGACGUAUCGAGUGUUAGCGACGCGGACGCAGCCUGCAAUAACAGAAAGGAUAGGCUGAGACAAAAGUCAAGCAAAAAGACCGAUAAGCCAUCUAUGGUUGACUGCACAUCUUCAAGCCACAAGGAGCAGUUGGACAAGGAAGUCCAGAACAGCUGGAAUCAAUUUCUGGCGUAUGCGUACUUGGUUAAUCCGUAUUGGGCCCGAGAGUCCAUCGAGACAGCAGUCGUGAGCAGCCUAGGCAAUGGAGGCUUCUUGACCUUGAAGGCUGCACGUCAGCUCAUAGACAAUGUCGAUCCACAAAUCAAAAGAGCAAGGGCCGAUGUAAGUCGCAAAAUCAGAAUGGAGAGAUCCAACCCGAACAUGAGGGCAAGAUAUGAGUUGGGGCUAAUUCACUGGAAUGACCUCUCACACUUUUCUUCCCGCUUGAACGCAGCAGUCACUAGCAGAGAAGACCUCGUGGUAGAAAUGGUUGAAGGGGGCGAUGAUAAUGAUGAUUACGAGCCCCGUAAUCGCCGCCAGAAACAAACAUGA
Messenger RNA from Periconia digitata, 2009 nucleotides. The record is from the annotation of a GenBank genome assembly. Lineage: Eukaryota; Fungi; Ascomycota; Dothideomycetes; Pleosporales; Periconiaceae.